AUGGCGUACACACGAGUGUUGAGCUGUGUCAUGCUUGCGCUUAUUUCAAGCAUAAUUGCGAGCAUUCAAUUGAAUCAUGCAAUAAUCCAUAUACAGGAAAACUACCAAAGAAGAAGACUAAACCUCUCAAGAUUGUUAUCCACAACUACAAGCACUUUUACUCGAGUAAAACGACUUAGAUGCAGACGUGAGAGCAAAGAGAGAAGAUUCUGGACAAGAUCAGGUCGUACAAGCGCCUGGUGGAACAACUUUGCCGAUCAAGUGGUGAUACCAGAAGAGUGGAAAGAGAACUUUCGAAUGAGCAGAGACUCGCUAUAUAAUCUAGCUGAAGAACUGAGACCAUGCUCGUUCGGUGUAUGA
This is a messenger RNA of Porites evermanni, 360 nucleotides long. The record is from the annotation of a GenBank genome assembly. Lineage: Eukaryota; Metazoa; Cnidaria; Anthozoa; Scleractinia; Poritidae.